Mytilinidion resinicola is the source of this 1494-nucleotide messenger RNA. Its product is annotated as cytochrome P450. Gene Ontology annotation, molecular function: monooxygenase activity; iron ion binding; oxidoreductase activity, acting on paired donors, with incorporation or reduction of molecular oxygen. NCBI's taxonomy places the organism in Eukaryota, Fungi, Ascomycota, Dothideomycetes, Mytilinidiales, Mytilinidiaceae. Bases 1 to 1494 code for a protein of 497 amino acids. The transcript is spliced from 4 exons. The record is from RefSeq and is a predicted model, not a curated record.
AUGGCAGAUUUGCCAGCAGUGUUCACUAUUUCGAAUAUAGCCUUUGGGGUCCUGUUGUACUACUUCGCAAGGACAGUGCACCGACUCUUCUUGCAUCCACUAUCCAAAGCACCUGGACCUUGGUACCUGGCCAUUUCAACGAUACCCGGUACAUACUACAUAUGUAUCAGCGGGCGCUGGAACCUGGUGAAUCGCGAACUGCAUGAGCGUUAUGGACCAGUUGUCCGAGUUGGGCCACACAAGCUUAGUGUAAGGGGAGAGAUUGGUUGGAAGGCAAUCUACGGUCAUAAAUCGCGCGAUGCGGAAGAAUGGUCAAAGUGGCCAGACUUCUUUCCGAAUGUCCCCAAGGAUAUCGUCACUGCACCCACGGCUGAACAUCGCCGGCUGAGGAAGGAAAUCAUUCGCGCGUUCUCAGACAAGGCGAUCCAGGAGCAGCAGUCGAUAUUCCAUGACUACGCAAAGAUUCUGAUCCUGCAAUGGAAGAAGCGAGAUCAGACCGUCAUUGACGUUGCCAAGUGGUUCAAUUUCUACACAUUCGACACAUUUGGCGAUCUCGCCUUUGGAGAGUCAUUUGGGUCGCUUGAGGGGGGCGAGUCUCAUCCGUGGGUCAAUUUGAUCUUUGACAGUAUCAAGAUCAACAAAAUGUCGGGCUUCCUGGAGGAGUUUCCAUUGAUCAAACAACUUGCCAUUCUGCUUACACCCGCGGAGAUCAAGCGACGCGCCACCGAGCACUUUGAGCUCAGUGAGCAGAAAAUCAGACAGAGGCUAGCACGGGGUGCAAACGACCGAAAAGACUUCAUAUCUUACAUUUGGAAAUCCGAUGGAACAGGUUUGACCCAGCAGGAACUUGAGCGAAAUGCUUCCACAUUAAUUGUCGCCGGCAGUGAGACCACGGCGACGACUUUAUCUGGUCUGAUAGACUAUCUCCUCAAGAAUCCUGAGAAGUAUGCUCGACUCACGCACGAGGUUCGCUCAACCUUCAAAGCGGGCGACGACGAAGUGACCCUGCUGGACACUGCGAAUGUUCCCUACGUCCACGCAUGCAUCGAGGAGACUUUGCGACUAUUUCCAGCUGUGCCAGUUGGAGCCCCUCGGCAGGUGGGCGCAAGCGGAGGAUCCAUUGAGAAUUACUAUCUGCCUCCGCAGACCCUACUUGAAGUUCCCCAGUGGGCCACGCACAGAGCCAGCGUCAAUUUCUGCGAUCCCGACGACUUCGUUCCAGAACGAUGGCUGCCGACCGACCAUCCUUGGUACGAUCCUAGAUAUGCCAACGAUAACAAAGGAGUCGUUCAGACUUUCUCAUACGGACCACGUGCCUGCGUGGGAAAGACCCUUGCUUAUCACGAGAUGAGAUUCAUCACGUCGCUCAUUUUCAAAAACUUCGAUUUCGAGCCCACACCGGAAGGGGCUGGCUGGGUAGAGAGGUGUGAGCACUAUUUCUUUUGGCAUAAACCACCCUUGCCAGUUAAGUUGAAGGCCGUGGCUCUGAAGUGA